This is a messenger RNA of Vigna angularis (adzuki bean), 1306 nucleotides long. RefSeq names its product E3 ubiquitin-protein ligase AIRP2. Gene Ontology annotation, molecular function: ubiquitin protein ligase activity. The coding region runs from base 398 to 1132 and encodes 244 amino acids. Gene Ontology annotation, biological process: protein ubiquitination. The transcript has 6 exons. The record is from RefSeq and is a predicted model, not a curated record. Lineage: Eukaryota; Viridiplantae; Streptophyta; Magnoliopsida; Fabales; Fabaceae.
UUGUAUAGAAGAAAAAAAUGUCUUGUGUUGUGGCUAUAAGACAAAAUGAACAGAAACAAUGAGGGGUUGCUAAACAGGUUGCAUCAACAAUUCUGCAUGCACCACCACACUACGUUGAGGAGGCAAUUAAUGAAGAAGGAAAGAAAAGUCUGUGACUGAAGCCAUCCUUUUCUUUCCUUACAGUUUGCAAAGUUUGAAAAGUAAGCAACCUACUCUCUCACCUUCCUUUUAAGAGACAUCCUUUCUUCUUCAUUCUAUUUCCAUGCUUCAAAUAUUAUUAUUCUCUUUGAAUUUGAUUAAGAAAACCAAACUGGUCUGAUUUCUAAAAGGCUAAAACCCUUUCUUUCUCUUCAAAUUUUCUUCCUUUUUGCUACAUUUUUCUUGGGGAGACUUAUAAAUGUGGCAAAAUCAAGCCAAUCAUUCUUCUUACAGUGAUUCUGUCAAGGCUCUUGAAGAUGAUAUACAACAUGCUAAUUCCUUGGCAUUGUCACUUCCUGGAGAUUGUGAUGGGAACUGUUUUCAGAUGAAAUUAUCUUACAGCCCCUUUGCACCUCUUUUCUUGCACUUGAUUCAAUGGUUGGAUCUUAGUUGCACAGAUACUUUACCUGUGUAUUUGGGAUUACUCCACAUACUAAUUUUCAAUGUAUACGCUGAUGGAAUACCAUCUAUUUCCUCAAGUGAAAGGAAAGCAACUAUAAAGGAAUUUUAUGCUGUUAUAUACCCUUCAUUAAGGUUGCUUCAAGGCGAGUUUAACAAUGAUCCAAGACACAGUUAUGCAGAAGUGAACAGAAAGAGGCUUGAAAAGGUUCUCAGUAAAGAUUUAGAGGGAGAUGAAGAAUGUGGCAUAUGCAUGGAAAACAACAUGAAGAUGGUUCUGCCUAAUUGUGGACAUUCCUUCUGCAUAAGUUGCUUCCAUGAUUGGUACAUGAGAUCAGAGUCAUGUCCCUUUUGCCGUGGAAGCAUGAGAAGGAUCAGUCCUGCAGAUUUAUGGAUGGUCAUUGGCAACAGUGAUGUGGUUGACAGCUCCACCAUUGCAAAAGACAAUUUGAGACGUUUGUACCUUUUCAUUAAAACUCUGCCUCCAAUCUUAGCAGAACCACAUCUACUAUACACAUUCAAUUACAUGCUAUGACUUCAACAAAAAAAGUGUUUUAAUUAUAACUUUUAUGCAGUUGAAAUAGUUGAAUCAGACAAAUAUGCUUUUCCUGUUUUGUGAACACCUCAAUCUCAUGCUUAUAAUAUUGAAAGAGUACAGAGCAUAAACUAUGAAAGGCAUCAAUCAUAGAUAUUUUGAUUUCUUUUACCU